AAUGGAACAUGUUUAGAUGGUCGCCAUGGCAGAGCCUGUGCUAUGGGUGCCAGCAGCAGCGUCCAGGGCGCGGUUUGCACCACGAGUUUGGAAGCGGAGGCGCUCCUCCGCUACCCUCCUGCACGGUGGUCAGGUUGGGGAUGCUCUCUUUCAUGGCUGGGCAAAGCCCUCGGCUGCUGCAGAGAGGCUGAGUGCUGGGCUGAUCUUCUUUUCUCGACUCGGGAUGUGCCAGUUUCAGUUCUCUGGCCAAACUGGGCUGGUCCCUACAUGCCACCUGCUGUUCCAGGGCUUGGUUUGAGCAUUGCACGUUACAACAUUGGUGGAUGCGGUCGACCAGAGGAGCAAUCGGGGCACCCAUACGGAGGGAGCAAGGUGCGAGGCUGGUUUGCCCUGAUUGAAGGCUUUCAGCCAGUUCCAGGUGGUGAAUUCGAUUGGACUAGAGACGAGGGACAGAGGAACUUUCUGCACCUAGCCAUCGAGAGAGGCGUAGACCAAGUCGAGCUCUUUGCAAACGCGCCAAUGUGGUGGAUGAGCAGCAGUGGCUCAUCAUUUGGUGGUUCUUUGGCACAAGCAGAUGAGUUCGCCAACUACCUCGGCGAGGUUGCGUCGCAAGCCAGAAGUGGAUGGGGUGUGCCAGUACGAUCUGUGGCGCCAUUCAAUGAGCCAUCCGCUGACUGGUGGAUGUUCCCUCAUGACCAGGAAGGCUGCAAGAUUGAUUUGGCGCAGCAAGCUCGAGUCAUAGCCCGCCUUCGGGAUGAGUUGGAUCAGCGAGGACUUGUGGAUGUUGCCAUUGCUGCAAGUGACGAGAACAGGCCAGACCAUGCUAUUAAAACAUGGCAAGAGCUUGGCCGAGCUGAAGUGGCAGGCGGUCCAUCAGGCAGCUAUGUCGGCUGCUUGAAUGUACACGCUUAUGACGGCUUGGAGCCUUGGCUUGAGGCCCGCCACCAUGGGUUUCGCUCGGCUCUGCGAAGGCUAGCAACAGUUGCCGGGGUUCCUUUGUGCGUGUCUGAGCACGGCAACGGGGACAUCAGUGGCGUGACUUUGGCCCAGGUCAUUUUGGAGGAUCUACAUUUCCUCCAGCCAGCUUCUUGGUGCUACUGGCAGCCAGUGGAGCAUCAUUCGACGUGGGGAAUGGUGCAGGUGGACUUUGGCGAUUCUCCGUCCAGUGAGCCCAGGCCAUCAAGCUUGCCGCACCCAAAGUACUUUGUUUUCGCCCACUUCACCCGCUUUCUGAGGCGCGGCAUGAUUAUGCUUCAUUGCACCGAACCAUGGGCAGCUGCAUGUUUUGCCCCUGAGGAGAACUCGUUGGCUGCUGUGCUAACGAACCCAAACUCGACGCAGAGCAGGUUGCGCCUGAGAUUGCCGGCUUUCGUCCCCAAGGGUCGAGGUGGCGCAGAGCGGCGUAGAGUUCAAGCAGUCUUGACGGAACCACUUCGCCAGCGACUGUUUGUUCCGUGCGAAGUUGAGGUGCAGGAAGCUGCAGGGUCUUUGGAGAUACUUGUGGAGGUGCCUCCAAAGGCGAUUUGUUCAGUGCUGCUAUCCAAUGUUUCGCUCAUUGCAGGCAAGUCGUCCGUGCAAGACGGAACCUCCAUGGAUAGCCCCGGAGCAGCUCAGGCAGGAAAGCUGCGCAAACACAGCCACGAUGCCGAGUCUGGUGUCACAGUGCAGAUGAUUUCUGGCAUGGCUCGGGCAGCUUCUGAAGGUGCAGCCCAUGAGCGUUGGUUGGGGCAGGCGGACAUGCAGACAGUCAAGUGUUGGUCUCGCUGGGAGCACGAGUG
Molecule: messenger RNA, 1778 nt
Organism: Effrenium voratum
Lineage: Eukaryota; Dinophyceae; Suessiales; Symbiodiniaceae
Source: the annotation of a GenBank genome assembly